AUUUUAUAAUGAUUGUAAAAAUAAAUAGUUAACUUAACAUUGAUAGGAAGAAUAGCGAUUGUGACAUAAUAGAUUAUUGAUGUACGUUGGUUCAUUGCAAAGAAUUUUAAUUACAAGAAAAGAUUUUGGAUUUGUGGGGAAUUUUGCCAUGUUGCGGUCGAGUGCAAGUGACAAAGAUGAAAAGCGGAAAUUGGAAUGUGAUGUCAUAAUCGACCCUAAACGAACAAAGCUUGAAGUUGAAAAAGUUGAAAAAAAAUUGAAUCAUUCGUUUCGAUCGAAACAAAAGUUACCGAUCCACAUGCGAUACGCAAAGCAACCUCUAUUUCAAAACAAAGACAUUUUCAAAGAAACCGAAUAUUAUUUUGAGAAUGGUUUUCGUAAAGUUCAUCCGUAUUAUUUUGACUUCAAUACUUUUUGCAAAGGUCGUUGGUUGGGAAAGACACUACGCGAGGUUUACACCACAGAGUUUAGUUUGUACCCAAUCGAACAUUACGAACGCGCAGUUUUGGAGGGUGGGGUUAAAGUUAACUUGAAACCAGUUGUUUCAUUGGACGUUAAACUUCGCGAUAAUGAUAUGAUAUCCGCCAGGUUACAUCGCCACGAAGCUCCCGUGCUCGACACCAAAGUUGAAAUAAUUGAAGACAAUUCAAAGUAUGUGGUUGUAAACAAACCAUCGAGUAUUCCCAUUCACCCAUGCGGAAGGUUUAGGAAUAAUUCCCUGGUUUAUAUUUUAGCAAAGGACCUUGGAUACCAAGGUUUGCUUGGUUGCCACAGAAUUGAUAGACUUACUUCAGGAAUCGUCAUUUUUGGGAAAACUAAAAAUAUUGCCCACAAAGUGGCCAAAGAAAUAUCGGAAAGAAAGGUGGAAAAACAAUAUGUUUGCAAGGUAGUUGGGGAGUUCCCCAGUACCGAUAUUGUUUGCAACGAACCCGUAAGUUUGUUCAAUCGUAAACUUGGUUACGCUGUGGCUUGGAAGGUAGAGGGGGUGGUGGGUAAGGAAGCAAGCACGUGGUUCACAAGGAUGUCGUACGACGGGACAAACAGUGUGGUUUUGUGCAAACCUAAGACAGGUCGAACACAUCAGAUCCGAGUCCAUCUUCAAUAUCUUGGCUUUCCGAUAAUAAACGACCCGAUAUACAACCAUCCUGCGUGGGGGGAGGAGAGGUUCAAAGUGGGCCGGUGCACGAGGGGGUUGGGGGAAGUGGUCGAUCAAAUAUCAAAACAAUUCCUUCAAACGAAGGAUGAACAAAAGCAAAUAAUGAAAGAAAGUUUGGCAAGCAUGAGCGAGGCUCCGGCUGUUGAUGGUGAUCGAUACGCUCCGUCAUGCGUUGAAUGUAUCAAACCACUACCCGACCCUAACCCGCAAUCCUUGUUUAUUUAUUUGCAUGCGCUCAGUUACAAAGGGCCAGAUUGGGAGUUUAAAACAAACAUGCCUGCAUGGGCAAACUGACUGCGGUAAUAUACAUCACGUUUGCUGCUGCUUGGAAAUUCAAUCACGUUUUUAUUGAAUGAAUGCAAGGAUACAAAAGCCGCCCCAAAAAAUUCGAAUAAAAUUCUUUUUUUUAAAGUUUUAUUGCACGAACACUUCUCAGUUUCUCCAUUUAAUUUCCUGCCAAAUAUAUCAAUGUUUGUUGCA
Molecule: messenger RNA, 1636 nt
Organism: Ciona intestinalis (vase tunicate)
Lineage: Eukaryota; Metazoa; Chordata; Ascidiacea; Phlebobranchia; Cionidae
Source: RefSeq, a predicted model, not a curated record